This is a messenger RNA of Caenorhabditis angaria, 673 nucleotides long. The record is from the annotation of a GenBank genome assembly. NCBI's taxonomy places the organism in Eukaryota, Metazoa, Nematoda, Chromadorea, Rhabditida, Rhabditidae.
AUGAAGAAAUUGAGCGCGCGAGAAUUGAUUUGGACUCUGAUUCUGGUUUUUUGGACUGGAGUUAAUGGUGAGCUCGAAACUUCUGUAGAAUCCCACAUGGAUUUUCAAAUAUGAAGGAAUUCCACGGGAUCUAGAUAUCUGAAAAAUUGUUCCUUUUUUAAAGAAAAUUUUUGAAAUUUAUUUCUGGUGCUAAAAAUUGUAUGCUUUUUUCCAAAGCUUCAAGUUUUGUUCCAGAAAAUCUGGGAAAAAAUUUGAAGGCCACGAAAGGAAUUCCACGUGUUUUUUUUUUGCAAAAAAAUCUAAAAACUUCCUUUUUCCAGCACAAGUUCCCGAUUAUUGUCCACCACAUCCAAUUUACGGAAAAAUUCCCGAAGAAGAUUGCGCCCAGCCAUCUGAUCCAAAUGAUCUACCAAAAUCAGGACUCGAAAAAUGGUUCACCAAAGAGAUGUUUGAGGAUCUAUUUCCCAAAUCAAACAUCGGUUUGGGACCUCAUCCAUGUCUACCGUACUCCUACGAAUCUCUAAUAAUCGCUUCGAGAUAUUUUCCGGGUUUUGGAAGUUCGGCGCCGAAUAAGCAGUUCAAAUCGGAUGAGCAUAAAAAGCGAGAUGUUGCCGCGUUUUUUGCGCAUGCUUUGCAAGAAACUGGAGAAAAUGAUGUGUCGGUUUAUAAGUGA